AAGAAGACAAAAAGAAAAAAAAAUAAAACGAAGUAUCCAGAGGCCACGAGUCCAGGCGCUUCUCCCCCCCGAAGCUCGCGCGCACGCACGCACGCUGGGCGCUUCUUCUUCCCCCGCGCAUCGUCCGAAAUCCUCCGGAUUUUCUGAGGAAUCCCCCCGAAUUUCCUUGCGUCCCAUCAUGGCCUCCUCAGAUGUCUCCGUUGAUGUUCGGCCAGAGUUUAACUCUUUUGAUCAUUUGAGAAGCAUACGAUAUAUUGCAACAGAUAGACCAUGGCUGACGUUAUAUGGAAUAAGAGUUCAACCUGUAACACCAUUCAGCAGUUUGAGCAGUAGACCUGAUCUGGCACUCAUUCAUCAAUGCCUACCUGAUGAGCUGCUUUUUGAGAUCUUUGCAAGGAUGAGUCCAUAUUCUUUAGGGAGGGCUGCUUGUGUGUGUCGCAAGUGGAAAUAUACUGUACGCAAUCCGACUUUGUGGCGGAAUGCUUGCCUCAAAACUUGGCAGAGGACUGGAAUGGAGGCUAACUACCAGAUGGUGCAGUCGCUAUAUGAUUCUUCUUGGAGGAAAAUGUGGAUGCUGAGACCAAGAAUCCAAUUUGACGGUCUUUAUGUUAGUAGGAACACAUAUAUCCAUACGGGGACUGCGGAGUGGCAGUUCACAAAAACUGUCAAUGUGGUUUGCUACUAUCGUUACUUGAGAUUUUUUCCAAGUGGAAAAUUCCUCUACAAGAUUUCCCCACAGAAGAUUAAGGAUGUUGUCAAGUGCAUGCAUUUCCGGGCAUCCAAAGGUGAUUGUGUAUUUAAAGGCGACUACGUAUUGUCAGAGGAUGGCCAGAUAGAACUGGCACUCCUGUAUCCAGGGCGUCGCUACACACUAGUUAGGAUGCGCCUCAGGCUUAGAGGCACAACUCUGGGCGCAAACAACAGGUUGGAUGUAUUGAAGAUCUUAACCACCGGGGUGAAUGCAACCGAACUGAGAAACUGGAAAGGCAGCGUGCUUGAACUUGUGGAGACCUGGGAUGAGGAUGAGACGCAUGAUCCAGAAGUUCCUGCUGUUACCCACAGCAGGGGUUUGACCCCAUUUGUGUUUGUUCCAUUUGAGGAGGCUGAUACUUCAGUGAUGAAUCUGCCAGUGGAGAAGAUGGACUACUUUGUCCCUGGGUGAUCUUGCGCACAAAUAAUAGUUUUUCCAAGAUAUAUGAUGAAGACGCAAUUUCGCUGAUGUUAGGGCAAUAAUGUGCAUACACCAUCAGACGUCAGUCUUUGUUCAAUUUCAUGCUCAUGUUGCUUGUAUACUGUUGUAUGAAUAAUGCUAUGUUUUGUUGGUGCUUGAAAGCAAACAUUUUGUUGGACCAUCCUCCCGCAGCAAUAAUGGUCCAAUACUUACUAGUACAUGGUGUUGCCUUGUAAAUAGAUCAUGGUGCAACUGAUGAAACAAUACAUUUGUGGUUCAGUACAUUUCUCACCAAACACUGGCCUUGUGAUAUGUAGUACAGAUGAGAACCACAUGUAAUAUAAUGUAAUGUAAUGACUGCUCUUUCUA
Oryza sativa Japonica Group (Japanese rice) is the source of this 1540-nucleotide messenger RNA. Its product is annotated as F-box protein 7. The record is from RefSeq and is a predicted model, not a curated record. Gene Ontology annotation, molecular function: protein binding. NCBI's taxonomy places the organism in Eukaryota, Viridiplantae, Streptophyta, Magnoliopsida, Poales, Poaceae. Gene Ontology annotation, biological process: SCF-dependent proteasomal ubiquitin-dependent protein catabolic process. Gene Ontology annotation, cellular component: cytoplasm; SCF ubiquitin ligase complex.